UUAUUUUCCUCUUCUCAUCUUUCACUUCUUUCGUCAGCUACCCCUUUUCCUUUUCUCUCUGUCUUUCUUUUCCCCCUUGCUCCAUUUCUUUAUUCAGUCAGGCCUGUGUCCUGCUGCAGAAGGGAUCUGAGACUCUUAGAGGAGACGCCAGAGUCCAUAUGAGUCUUGUCGUUGGUUGGACCCCUGGGCCCAGGGCUGGUAGGAUGUGCUUCAGGUUGAACUGUGCUUGCUCAAAAACUUUUACCUUGGAACUUUAAGGCGGGAUAAGACUGGAUGAAAGUAGGAUUUGUUGUACCUGAGCCUUUUUGCUUGUUGAGACAUUAACUGUACAAAUCUGAGCCUCUUUGGGCCAGGGUUCUUGUUGAUUCUUGGAUGAGCCGUUGAUCUGGUACCACGUGCUGAUUGGCUGGGGCUGUGUUUGGUGUUGGUGAAUGGCGCGGCGCAGUUCAGGUGGACGCGGGCGUGGAGGCAGCUGGCUCACGGCCUGUUUUUUUCCAUCCUCCUCAGGGAGAGAACGUGGAGAAGCCCUGGGUGCAGAGGAGUGUAUGCGUGUGUAUGUGGUAACGGCAGACUACCAGCGUCAGGAAAAUACAGAAAUCAGCCUGAAAGCAGGAGAGCGAGUCGAGGUGAUCGAAAAGAGUGAGAGUGGGUGGUGGUUUGUAAGAACAGCUGAAGAACAAGGCUGGGUUCCUGCAACAUACCUUGUCUCUCUCACAGGACGUCGAGACAACCACAAAACACCGAACGGAGAGACAGAGAGGUAUAUUACAGUUCAGUCCUUCAGCAGUUCGAGUCAGGAUGAGCUGGGCUUUGAGAGUGGCGUCAUUGUUGAGGUCAUCCAGAGAAAUCUGGAGGGCUGGUGGUUCAUACGUUAUGGUAGUAAGGAGGGAUGGGCUCCAGCUGCCUAUCUGAGGAAAAUGCAAGAUGUCAUGGCGGGUAACCAGGCAACAGAGACAAAUAAACCAGCUGUGCAGGGUCAGGUGGAAAUCAUUGGAAACCUUAUGGAGAUCAGCAACCUCCUGAACAAGAAACCCUCCAACGAACGACACUCACACACACAAACUGACACCAUUGAACACCGAAACAGCACCACAAACACAUACAGGCACUCACAGACGGACACAUAUACACAAUACAAUGGUGAUACGGAGCAGACUGAUGCUUACAGUAACAAUACAUACAGUGAUAGAAGCAGCGGCAGCAGCAUUAACACAGCAGCUAAUGCAGUUACUGGUAGUUUAGACAGAGACUCUGAAGGUCCUGUCACCCAGCACACAGACACGAGUGUGCGUCUGUCUGUCUCAGACAGCAGUGUGUCUGUGUCAGUGUUGGAUGCUUGUGGAACUGCGUCUGUUUCUGAAGCAAGUGUGUCUUCAACAUCAUCCACUAUAAAGACCAAAACCGUCCCUCCAUCUCCUGCCAUUGCUCGAGUCGCACCUCAGAGAUUCCACAGCACUGAGACCAGAUCACCAUCAAACAAUCAAAAACUGCCUCCACGUCGAGAAAACAGCCUGGGAUUUCAGUUACCGCAGCCCCCAGAUCCACCUACUGUCGAAGCUGAGUAUUACACCAUCGCUGAAUUCAGGUCCUGCUUGACAGAUGGCAUCAGUUUCAGUGGAGGACAGAAAGCUGAGGUCAUUGAGAAGAACUCUGGAGGCUGGUGGUACGUCCAAAUCGGAGAGAAGGAGGGUUGGGCCCCAUGUUCUUACAUCGACAAACGCAAGAAACCCACCUUGAACCGCCAAACCAGUACACUGACCCGGCCCAAGGUACCACCUCCUGCUCCGCCAAUCAAAAAGCAGAACUCACUUCCAUGUGUUGAGUCUGAGGUUUUGACCCCAACGAGUCCAAGGGUGUAUGAGGAACCAGAGUAUGAUGUUCCAGCAGUGGGCCUUGAAUUUGAUCCUGAGCAGGAGUUUUUUCCAGGAGAUGCACCGACUAAAGCCCCGCCUCCUUUAUGUCAGCGUAUAGUUUCUUUUACGUUGGGUGAAGGGGAUGAAGAGGAUGAUGAGGAUGUGUAUGCCAAUGGUGGCUUCAUAGCUGUACCGCAGUGUAAGGACAGUCACUACGACACAUACUUGUCUUCUUCAGCGCACCGGGCAUCUAUGUGGGAUCCACCGGAAUAUGAUGCCCCAACAAUCGAGCCCAACAUUGAGACCUCUACGACGCUAUAUGCACACUCAAAGCAAUCUAAACUCAAACAGCAGGCUGAUGAGUCUAAAUCCAAACCGUCCGUGCGUCCGAAACCUGCAAACCAAGACUGUAGUUCUCUCAGAAGACCCCAAAACCAAGAGCAACCAGGCCAGAUGCAAUUCAGGACCUCUCGCACAUCUGAGGACUCUGAGAAUGGCUCGUCAGAUAAAUUCCAGACGUUUAGUGAUCCGCCUUCCUUUUUGUACCGAACUACAGUGGCGUACCAGCGGAAAGAGCCGUGCGAGCUCAGCUUUCCCGCGGGAGUGCAGGUGGAGGUUCUGGAGAAGCAGGAGAGCGGCUGGUGGUUCGUCCGCUGGGGGAACGAAGAGGGCUGGGCGCCCACCUACUACCUACAGCCAAUCAAAAGCUUCGAAACAAGCGGUACAGAAGCCAAAACCACCGAGAAGGUUAAUUCUGAGACGUCUUGGUCUGCGUCUCCUGAGUUGGAGAUUUCAGUGCAGGAAGAUGUUGGAAAGUUGAGUAAAUGCGUAAGUUUGGAGAAGAAUGAGCAGCGUGUUAACCAAAGCCUGAAGAGUGGACACAGAUCUAACCAGCAGAACUGCCGGGUCGGUGUGAAGCAGCUCGCCGUCAGACCUCAGAACGUCCUCAAGGACAACACUAAUACGCACACAACUCCCGCAGGUCGGAGGAACGAUGCGCUGCCUAGUCUUAGCUACAAUGACCAAACCACCUCUUCUUGUGCAGGUAAUACAGAGAGCAUGAGACGUAAGGUACCAGUGUCAAUGGUGAAGCCUAAACCUCAUCUGAUCCACAACAACCUGCGCGAGGAGUACGUUUCUAUCGCUGACUAUCACGGCGAUGCGGAGACCAUGAGCUUCCCUGCUGGCACGAGGCUGGAGGUCCUGGAGAGAAACCCUAAUGGAUGGUGGUACUGCCGUGUGCUCGACACAGCUAAAACACGAAAAGGAUGGGUGCCCUCCAACUUUCUGGAGAGGAAGAGCUAGUGGGUUACCAGAUUUAGAUACCAGCCUUACGUCUCAUACAUCUUCACCAUGGCCCCAAUAAAAUCAUGUUCCCUUUUUAAUUCAUAAGAGACAUCGCUGUCUCUGUUCACAAAAUCAAAGGGAACACUAAAGUAUCAGUCACAAGUGAAUUCUCUUGUUGACUGACAACUUGUUUAUAUGCUGUAUACUCCUGCUUGUGCUGGAUGAUGUGAUGUUAUUGUCACUGAACAGGCUUUUAGUUAUUGCUCUUAGCUGUUCCUAAUAUGCUGCAGAAAGUUUUGAUUAAAACUUGUCUCAUUGUUUUUUUACUAAAUAAAUAUCAGGUCUGUUUACAGACUAAAUGCACUUUCAAACAAAUGUCUGUCUGUCUAUCUAUCUAUCUAUCUAUCUAUCUAUCUAUCUAUCUAUCUAUCUAUCUAUCUAUCUAUCUAUCUAUCUAUCUAUCUAUCUAUCUAUCUAUCUAUCUAUCUAUCUAUCUAUCUAUCUAUCUAUCUAUCUAUCUAU
Carassius carassius (crucian carp) is the source of this 3662-nucleotide messenger RNA. It is a transcript of the gene sh3pxd2ab, whose product is annotated as SH3 and PX domains 2Ab. NCBI's taxonomy places the organism in Eukaryota, Metazoa, Chordata, Actinopteri, Cypriniformes, Cyprinidae. Gene Ontology annotation, molecular function: superoxide-generating NADPH oxidase activator activity; protein binding. The record is from RefSeq and is a predicted model, not a curated record. The transcript has 7 exons. Gene Ontology annotation, biological process: superoxide anion generation. Bases 432 to 3158 code for a protein of 908 amino acids.